AUGCUAGAAGCUAGAGAAGAAGUGGAGCAUGAAAUUCUGUGGGUGAUGAAUAGAGGUUCUACCAAUGUGUGGCAUGAAAAUUGGACCGGCCUGGGAGCAUUGUAUCAUGUGUUGCCACCAGAAGUCCCUAUAAAUGAAGAACUGGAGGAAGUACUUGAUCUGAGAACUGCACAACAAUGGAAUGAUGAAUUGCUGAAUCACAGAUUUCCUGAAGAUAUUGCAGAACAUAUUAGACAGGAGGUACCUUUUUAUAGUGGAGAUGAAUUCUGGGACAUACCUAGGUGGAUGCCUACACAAUCAGGUAAGUUUUCUGUUAGUAGUGCAUGGAGAAUAAUGAGGCACAGGGAACCUACAAAUCCAGAAUUCUCAAAGGAGGAGUCAUUCCAGCAUUUGUUCUUAACAAGUAAAACAGCAACUAAGGUAUGGGAAACGUUCCUACAGGCUGCAAGAUUGAUGACUAAUAUGGUACAGGUGCACCAGGUUAUAAGGGUAUGGUGGAAUGCAAAAUGUUGCCCAAAGCUAAGACCUAUAUUUCAGGCAGCUCCUGCAGUAAUUCUAUGGGAAAUCUGGAAGAGAAGGAACACUAGAAAACAUGGUGGAUCAGUGUCCUGUAGCAGAGUCAUACAUGAGGUGAAUAAGACUUUGUAUUAUUUGGCGAAGGUGAGGUAUCCGUGGCUUCAAGGGAUUCCAAUGCUUUGGCCAGAAAUGAUACGAUUUUUUGAGAAUUAUAAGCCAGUGGUAGUCACUCGAAGAGUUACAUGGACAUUGCCAUAUGACAAAUGGUACAAGUGUAAUACAGAUGGGGCAUCAAGAGGGAACCCGGGCCCAAGCUCGUAUGGAUUCUGUGUUAGAGAUGAUAGAGGGGAUUUGGUGUAUGCAAAAGCAAGGGAGAUAGGUGAGACAACAAACAUUGUAGCUGAAGCUAAAGGAAUGAUGGAGGAACUGAUAUACUGCAUGGAACAACAGCUUCACCCAUUGAUCAUGGAGACGGAUUCAUUGGUGAUGAAGAAUAUAAUUGAUGAUGAAUGGGAGACACCAUGGUGUAUUGGAACGGAAGUAAGGAAGAUCAAGGAGAUAAAGGAGUCCUAUAAUGUACUAUUCCAGCAUGUGUAUAGGGAGGGCAACAAAGUGGCGGAUUUUUUAGCUAACCACGUGUUCUUUUUUGCAGGUACUGUCACAUUUCAAUCAUUCCAUGAGUUACCAUCGGAAGGAAAGGCUCUAAUCAAUAUGGACAAAGCUCAAAUACCUAACCUUAGAGUUAGGAUCGCCAAAAGAAGAGCACCAGACUAA
This is a messenger RNA of Nicotiana tabacum (common tobacco), 1290 nucleotides long. The record is from RefSeq and is a predicted model, not a curated record. Lineage: Eukaryota; Viridiplantae; Streptophyta; Magnoliopsida; Solanales; Solanaceae.